Molecule: messenger RNA, 369 nt
Organism: Phaedon cochleariae (mustard beetle)
Lineage: Eukaryota; Metazoa; Arthropoda; Insecta; Coleoptera; Chrysomelidae
Source: the annotation of a GenBank genome assembly
AUGGGCAAUUGUUUCAGCAGCCCUUCAACAACAGAUAGAAUUGAGAGAAAUACUAGGCUGGGCGUGAAUCCUAUAGAGGACAACACAUUACAACCUAAUCCUAUUCCUACUCCUCCUUCAGAAGUACCAAGACCUCCUGUUAUCAAUAAUACUGAGCCUGAACAAACUAGUGCUAGAAUUUUUGUAGCUUUAUAUGAUUAUGAUGCUAGAACUGACGAGGACCUUAGUUUUCGAAAGGGUGAACAUUUAGAGAUAUUAAAUGACACCCAAGGUGAUUGGUGGCUUGCAAGGAGCAAACGAACCAGACAAGAAGGCUACAUUCCUUCCAACUAUGUUGCUAAGUUGAAGAGUAUAGAAGCAGAACCGUAA